This is a messenger RNA of Neurospora crassa OR74A, 5387 nucleotides long. RefSeq names its product SET-7 (gene set-7). Lineage: Eukaryota; Fungi; Ascomycota; Sordariomycetes; Sordariales; Sordariaceae. The transcript has 3 exons. Gene Ontology annotation, biological process: chromatin remodeling. Bases 73 to 4908 code for a protein of 1611 amino acids. Gene Ontology annotation, molecular function: protein binding; histone methyltransferase activity. The record is from RefSeq and is a predicted model, not a curated record.
AAGACUAUCAACGACCGCGAGACUACGAGGCCCCCUUUUACACAACAACCCAAGCCUACAACAGUAAAGACCAUGUUCAAGCCCACGACGUCAACCCAACCUGAUCCCGAAAAACCUCCAGCUCAAGUUCAUGACGAAGAAGAGCCCAAGAGAUCGUACCACCCUCUACUCAAGCCCGUAUUUGGACCUGCUAGGAAAACUGCCGGAUCGACUGCUCCUAGUAGAGUCCCAGAGGGAGGACAUAUGAUAUCGGCUUCCCAAGGACAGUCAUCAAAGCCUAUGGAAGCUCCGGCUACCCAGCCUCCUGAGGCUCCAAAUUUGACAGUACAAGACAUAGAGUCCAAGCUCCAGUCCUUUAUUGCCACUGUAGGCGAAGACCAUGCUCGUUUUGUUGAAUAUCUACUUGAUGAGGCCGAACAGAUGGCCCCAGAGCCAAAACAUCUGAGCGACUUUGAUGCCUUUGCUGACAUGCCGGCCCUAAGCGCUCCUGCUACUACUUCCGACACCGCUUCUAUUUCGGAUGACGGAGUGGAAACCAUGGCGUUCAAAAUCAAGCUUCACCACGGUGACAAUGGAAAGCCCAGGGCCCCCACCAAGGCUUUCAAGUGCCCGGUCGUCAAAAUCAAGACCGACAAGGAGGUCGUCCCCAAAUACCGGUUUCACCAUACUGAGAUCAAAAAGAACAUCUUGGUUCCAAAUACAAUGCUCACCUUUGUUCCUCAUCUCCGGGACGUCGACCCAGACUCAGUGGACGAAAGAGAUUACAUCAGCUGGCUCAAUGAAUUGGAAAAGUUGGACACUCAAUCUGGAUUCAAGACGGAGAACAGGCAACAGAAAAAUCAUAAGCGUGUCCGGGAUGAAUUCACCGCCACACUCUCCAUGUACAUUGAGCCAUGGCUCAAGCAACUCGGUCUCGAUGUUGUUUGCGGCAGACCGACGCUGAUCCGCUACAUGUUGAGCCAGGAAGAAAACAAAGCACACAUCACACAACAGCAAAAGGACGUCCUCCUCAAUACCUACAAGGACGAUGCCAUUUUGUCGCCAAAGGCCGUGGAGGCGGCACGCAUCUUUACCCUGGCAUUUAACAACGUGUUCGGAAACAACACCGACCCGGAGCGUUUCAUCACCCUUCGGGAUGUCUUGCUCCUCGAAAAGCGUGAGACAGUCGUCGACGAGAAACGUGCAAAAGAGACACCCCCUCCAGCCAAUCCUCAACGUGACCAAUCAGACAGUAACGGCCUGCUGCCGAAAGUCGAGGCCUCGCUUUCAAGCUACGCAGUUCUGGGCUGCAAUGUCUGCUUCAGCCACGACUGCGAGCAUGGCGACAUUGACGCCCACAACUACCACCGGACCUUCUCUCUCGAUAGUGUUGGCGGUGUCAUCCGGGCGCUCAAGAGAAAGUGGGCCGACCAAGUCGCCUCGAUGGGUGGCGAUGAGGAAGCUGUGGCAGCAGCCUCUAAAAAGGCUCUUCACCUCCCCUGUCACAACGCCUGCUACAGGCACUACGACGUUGGUCCUGCUGCCGCCCCCGUCACCCCGUGGGCUAACAGCGAAAUUUCUGUCUUGGAAGAUAUGUUUGUCAGUGUUGGACACAGUCAAACCCUCAAGGCUCAAUGCGUGGUGGCUUCCAUCCUAGGCCGCAAAUGCUGGGAAGUCUACCGCAAGAUCAAGGAACUCGACCUCAGCCUCCCGCAGGUCUCACCACCUCGCCCCAAAACCGGCCCCAAGGGCGGUCCCCCAACCAAAGUCAAACCACUUCCCUGGUAUGAUCGCCGCAAGAAGUGUCUCAUGGGUGACUGGCAAGACCAAACCGCGACGCACGAGCACUCCAUCCGCGAGAUCACCGAACCGUGCCAUCACGACGGUCCCUGCACCAAAGAAAACGAGGCCUGUCCUUGCGCCAACGCCUCGCCUCGUCCUUUACUCUGUGAUCGGUUCUGCCAGUGCACGGUAGACGAGUGCGCCCUCAAGUUCACCGGUUGCGCGUGUCACUCGACGGGCAAGACUUGUAUUCAGAGACAGAAAGAGGGUAAACCGUGUAUCUGCAUUAUGCUGAAUCGUGAGUGCGACCCUGUGGUAUGCAAGGGAUGUGGAGCGAAGGAAAGAGCGGAUCCGGAUAAUGCCCAUGAUGAGACGUUGCAUUCGACGGGGUGUCAGAAUGUCAGUCUUCAGCGGGGAGCAUCCAAAACCGUUCUGCUUGGAAAAUCUCAACUCGAGGGAUGUGGCUACGGCCUCUUUACUGCCGAAGACAUUUCCCAAGACGAGUUCGUGAUCGAAUACACCGGCGAGCUGAUCACGCACGACGAAGGUGUGCGUCGGGAAGCUCGUCGUGGAGAAGGGUUCGGGUCCCAGGGCACCAGCUCUUACCUGUUUACGUUACUCGAGCACGAAGGCAUCUGGGUCGACGCAGCCAUGUACGGCAAUCUCUCCCGGUACAUCAACCAUGCCUCGGAAAACGACAAGAAAGCCUGCAACAUCACGCCCAAAAUCAUCUACGUGAACAACGAGUACCGCAUCAAGUUCACCGCGCUUCGUGACAUCAAAGCCGGCGAGGAGCUCUUCUUCAACUACGGCGACAACUUUCCGAAUCUCACCAAGAAACUGCUUGAAGAUCAGGAUGGAGAUGGCGAAAAUGACACCGCUACCAAAUCCAAAGGCAAGAGGGGCAGUAGUAGUCUCGCUCAAGGAACGGCGCGUAAAGCAACCACCAAGGCUAGUACCACCGCCAAAGGCAAAGCGAAAACCCAAGGUCGAGCACGCGGCGCUCGCAAGACGGCUGUGAUGGAGAUUCCUCCCAGUGAUGAUUACGAGGACCAAACGUGGAUUAGGGAUCCCCUGCCCUUGUAUGAUGAGUAUGAUGAAGACGAUGACUCUUACUUGCCUGUGGGCAGGAAGAGGAGAAAGCGCGGUGGGAAGAGGGCUGGUGCUGGGAGGAAGAAGAAGACUCCUAGUCCUGAGGAGGGGGAGGAAGAGGGUGAGGAUCAUGGAUCGGCUGGAGAGGAUGACGCAGAGGCAGAGGCAGAGGCAGAGGGUGAUGAAGAUGGUGAUGGUGAUGCAAAUGGCCCCUCUAAUCAACAGACUCGCAACCGUCGCACCAGAGCCGUCUCGGAAAUAAGUGACAGCCAAGCCGAGCGCGAUGAGGACAUGGACGAAAUGGAAUCAGAAGAUAGCGACGCGCCGCUUUCGCCUACGAGGCUUGCGAACCCCCACUCCGGUUCUCUACCCGCUAACCCCAGCGGCAUCUCCCCCAGCAAAAGUAAACGCAAAAGCAAAAGCAAGAAACGCAAAGCUCCCGAGGCAGAAAUCUACUCUAUGGCCGAGUACUCUUCUUCUGGUUUUGGGUCCGGCUCCGACGCCGAACUCUUCUCAGCUCCAGAGUCCAAGGGCGAUCAUGCGUCCCCAUCAAAGAAAAAGAAGCAGAAAACUACCUCUACCUCUACCUCUACCUCUACUACUACUACUGCUGCAAACAGAACCAGAACCAGAACCACCCGCUCUUCCCGCUCCGCCCGCGCCACCGCCGCCAAAACCACCACUUCCCCAGCGACAAUGAAAAUCAAACCUCUAGGCGUCACCGUCACUAGGUCUCCUGGCGGUAGGGGAACAGCAGCUCGUCAUACCUCCAUGCACAACGCUGCAGCCGAAGCUCAACUUAGGGCUGAGCAAUCGUUGAGGGAUGAGGCGGCUGCUGCUGCUGCUGCUGCUGCUGCUGCUGGUGGUGCAUCAAAUGCUCAGCCGCAACGGGCUCUGCAGGGGCAGGUGCAAGGGCAGGAAAUGCAAGCUACGCAGGGACAGGGACAGCAGAUGCAAGGUAGUACCUCUAGUGGGCUGUACCAUACUGCGGCCAACUUCCAGCCUUUCACUUCUGAUAACGACGAGGAUGAUGGGGAGGAGGAUGGUGCUUCUGUUGGUUCUGGGGAGGAGGAGGAGGAGGAGGAGGAGGAGGAGGAGGAGGAUGAAGAAGAAGAAGAAGAAGAAGAAGAAGAGGAGGAGGAAGAGGGGGAGGAUGGUGCUUCUCUUGCUUCUGGGGAGGAGGGGGAGGAGGAGGAGGGUCAGAACCGGAAAGGGCUUGGCUCGGGUGAGGAGGAUGAGGAGGAUGAGGACGACGACGAGGAUGAGGAUGGAAGUGAAGGUGAUGGUGGCGAUCUCGAUGUCGAUGUCGAACAUGGAGAUGCUGAUGCGUAUACGUAUACGUAUGCAGAAAAUGAUUUGUUGCUGUCGUUAAGCAAUGAAGAAGAGGAAGGCAUACUCGGCGACUACGACUCCGAUGGCGCUGCUUCUAAUCCCUCUGGCCCUGAAUCCGGCUCUUCCAACGAAGGGGAUGAAAGCGAGGACGACGACGACAACGACGACGACGACACCGGCGACCGCGAAGAAAGUAAAGAAGAAGACCAGUCCCCCGUCAAGCGAUUACGGCCUCGUCAUCCUCAUCAAGCAUCGCCACCAACAAAGUCCAUGGCCAGUAAGGCUAGGCCUCCGGUGGUAGGCGGGAAGGUGCUACGGCAGCGAUCCAGCCAGUCGCAGUCUCAGUCGCAGUCUCAGCCCCAUUCCCAAAAGAGCAAAAUCACAAGACAAAGCAGCACCGCCACAGGCACCAGGUCUACCGAACGGAAAAUCACCCGUAGUACCAAUACAUCUGGCACCACCAGCACCCGCAAGCCAUCCAAUUCCAACACCAACACCAAUCCCAAACUCAAACCCAAACCGUCCGGUCCCUCCAAGGAGACGAGAUCAUCGACAGCAGCAGCAUCAGUUCAAAACCAGAACCCCACCAGAGGAUCAUCAUCAUCUCUAAAGAGGAAGAAGGCGAGUGGUAGAGCAGGGUCAACAGGAGGAGGAGGAGACAUGGAGGGAACAAGUCAUAGGAAGAGACAGAGACCGCUGAGAUAUCGGAACGAGGAGGAGUAGGUAUUUGACUCGUGAUUCUAGAUAUCUGGGUGGUUGUCUGGGGGGUUUUUGUUCCAUGUCUACUCUUCAUUGGAUCGUUCCUUCCGAAGGGGUUCACGACGUGGGGAGAGAAGGGGGAUGGAUAAAGGAGGACCAGCAGGCUUAGGUAGGCUGAGGCUCAGGCUGAGGCUUCCUUGGUUAUAGGGCUUCGCCCUCGGCCUGGUGGCAUCAAAUGAGUUUGUUAGGAGGUGAAGAGGAGUUGGAAGGGGUCUUUAAAGAGAUGUGCUGUGUUGAUAAGAAAGACGCGGGAAACAAGGGGGGGAGAUGGAUGUGAAGAGGGGGAUAAGGAAUGGAGAAUAGAGAAGGAGUUUUAGUUUUGCUGCGCGUUUGUACCUACCUACCUCUAAUCAUCUUUUUGUCUUGUACUUACAUACCGACCUUAUCGUUUUUAGGAAUCGGAGUUAGUUAGUCGGUUUAGAUGGUUGGAUGGCAAUGCAGGG